Molecule: messenger RNA, 6379 nt
Organism: Papilio machaon (common yellow swallowtail)
Lineage: Eukaryota; Metazoa; Arthropoda; Insecta; Lepidoptera; Papilionidae
Exons: 31
Coding region: 90-6374 (2094 amino acids)
Biological process (GO): cell adhesion
Cellular component (GO): plasma membrane
Molecular function (GO): calcium ion binding
Source: RefSeq, a predicted model, not a curated record
AUAUUUUUUAUGAUCUAAUAGUGAAGACAAUAAAACUGUUUCGUAUUUAUAACUGUUAGGAAUGUGAUAAACGGAUUAAUUAAUUCAAAAUGCAAGUGUUCAUUGUUCUUUUUUGUUUUGUUCUCUUGAAAUUUAAUGGCAGCUUUGCUUGCUCUAUGGAAAACAUCACUAACUGGUUAUUACCAGUUACCACAAACAUCUACGAUACGGAAAGAGAUGUUUUCUUUCGAAGAUCUACAACUAACAUAGAAGGUAUAAAUUCCGUAACGAACAGCGAAGGUUUAAAUGGAGGUCCGUAUUUAACGGUUUCAUAUAGUAACUCCGAAUUCACCAUCGCCCCCAAUACUCAGUUUGAAAAUUAUGAAGAAAACGAAACGGAACACUCGAUUGGAAUUACUGUAAAUUUUAGAUGCAGUGGUGGUUCCAGUAAUACUUUAAUUUUCAUAAUAAAUAUUAUAGACACAAAUAACAACGCACCGCAGUUCAGACCAAGUGAUAACUAUCAUUAUAAAGUUGCACCGCCGCUUCCGCCUGGAUUUCUGAUUACCGAUUGCGUCAGUAAUUUAAUCGUGCGGGAUAUCGAUCUGACAACUCAAAGAAUCGAUUUUGAAAUCGAAGAAAAUCCAUUUUUCGAAAUCGUUUCCGACACAUCUACAACGCCUAAAGAAUUUAAAGCUACUUUACGGACUACGACAUUUAUAAGAAGAAUUUCAGAACCAAUUGUUUUAUGGAUAAAAGCAACGGAUGUUGAUCUCACCGGUGAUCCCCCGAUUACGAGCAACGCCACAGUACAUAUAGAGGCUGACACAGAAUUUGAAUUUCCCGACGAACUCAUAUUUUCACAAACAUUUUAUAUAGCUACUUAUACCAUUGAGGGAAAUAUUCUUCUAGAUAGUGAAAUAUAUCUGCAACAAGGCUAUGACGCAAGUGUAUCUUUUACUCUGGAAGGAGAUAACAAAGAUCUCUUUGAUAUUAAUGUGAACGAAAAUCGAAUUACUUUAAGAGCUGUUUCACAACUACCUACGGAUUUGUUGACGAGUCAAAUUUAUUUAAUCUUAAAAGCUAGUCGCGAGCACACGAGUGGUGCAACUGCAACAAUUGUAGUAAAUUUACCCGAAGGACCAAACUUAAGGUUUGAAGAUGCUUACUACACAGGAUCGAUUGUGGAUAAUUCUCUCAGAAUUCAAGAUUUAGUUUUAAAAGAAAAUUCAGAUUACCCAGUGCAGUUAAAUAUUUACAGUGAAUUUAGUCAAUAUUUUACUGCUAGUGUACAAAAUAAUAAUGUAAUAUUGCGUAUGGAUCAACUUAAUGAUGAAAUUAUAAAAAAUAAUAACAUAUUGACUUUACAAAUUGUUGCUAUUGCUAACAACAGAACAGCGGCUACUGUUGUAAUUUUGGAAAUUGUUAAAGAUGAUCUUACUACACCAAUUUUCGAAAAAAACAUAUAUAACGCUACUUACGAUCCUAUUCUUGGAGUGACAGCAGAAAAUAUUACAUUUAUUCAAGGUUUUGAUGAAACUGUGACAUUGUCUCUCGAGGGAGAUUUUAAAAACUAUUUUCAAAUAAAACAAGAUGGCAACAUAUUUAACAUUAUCACGACAGGCUUGCCCUCUCAUGUUUUAAAUGAACAACGUUUGUUACUUACUAUAAUUGCCACGAAGCCAAGAACAGUCGGAGCACAGGCGGUUCUUUAUAUUGCAUUGCCUCAAGCUAGAGCAUUGGCUUUUAAAUCUCUUACUUACAGCGGAUUUUUAUUAAAUAAUAGUGUUAUACUGGAGUCAAUAGAAUUAUAUACCGGCUACGAUGAAGACGUUGCCUUUGAUCUUUCGGGAGAUUAUGCAAAAUACUUUAUUCAAUCAAAUGAAAGAAACCUAAUAACAUUAAGUGUAUCAGAUCAAAUACCAGAAAGUGUAAUUUCUGAUAUCAAUAUUGUAAUACUUAUACUUACCGCAGAGGGUAAUAAUACUGAAAUAGCAAGAACAACUGUUAUACUAGAAAUUAUAAAACAAGAUACUACAACACCAAUGUUUAAUAAAAACAUUUAUCAUGGUACUUACUUGGACGCUGCAACAAUGAGCAUAGAAAAUAUAUUUUUAACACAAGGCUACGAUGAAAAUGUAGUAUUCCGUUUAUCUGGGGAUAAUGCACAAUAUUUCGCUAUAUCUUACAAUGGAAACAACAAUAUUUCUGUAUCGUUAGAUACUAUAAUACCUGAAGAAUUAAUUUUCAACGAAAAGGUUUUAUUAUUUAAUAUAUUAGCCGAGAAGAAUUUUUCUGUAGGCGCUAACGCUGCAAUAUCAGUAAAUUUUCCCAAAGAACUAACGGAACCAGUUAUAAUGAGAUUUUCCAAAAACAGUUAUACUGGAAAUAUUACGAAUGAAAUGCUUACAAUUGAAACUAUUGUACUGGAUGAAGGAUUUCAGCCUCAAACAGAGUUUUUAUUAAAUGGAGAUCAUGCAUCUUUAUUUAAUGUAACAAACGAUGGAAAUAUUGUAACGGUACAACAAAAUGAAAAAUUACCCGAAGAGAUUUUUGAGAAUAAAAAAAUUAUUAUAUUGAAUAUCGAGGCAAUCCGUCCAAGAACAAUAAAGGCUCAUGCAACAAUAGUAAUAGAAAUUAUAAGUCAAAUAGAACCAACCAUAAUAAUUCCAGUAUUUGAACAAGCUUACUAUUAUGGACAAUAUUCUGUUGAAGAUAAAUUACAAUUCAAUCAAACCAUACAACUCAGAGAAGGGUAUAAUGAAAAUAUUAUAUUUGAACUUGAAGGAGAUAGUUCCGUAUGGUUUUCACUUACGCCUUUGGAUGACGGAGUUAUUUUAACACUACAAAGUUCCAUACCAUCAGAAGUAUUAGCAAAUAAUCAACAGUUCAUCUUUAUCGUUACUGCAACUGUAUUCAACAGUACGAUUUCCGCUCGAUCUACGAUUGUUAUUGCAGUUAUAAAUGAUGUUGAAGAAAUAGUUAUCCUCGACUUUAAUAAACCAAACUUCUUCGGCACUAUCGACAACAAUACGCUUGAUAUGGAAUUAAUCUCGUUGGUCCAAGGAUUUUCGCCCGAUGUAGUGUUUACUCUUCAAGGAGAGUUGGCAUCGUUUUUCUAUAAAGUAAUAAACGAAUCAACAGUUAAAAUCCAAUUAAAGGAUAUGAUUCCUGAUAGUGUUGUUCCUAAUAAUAGAAUAAUUAUAUUAGAAUUGGUGGCAACUGCACCGAAAGCAGUUCCUGCUUACGUCACAAUAGUCAUUGAAGUUGUAAGGCAUGAAAUUCCUUCAUUAAACGAUUUGCUUAAAUUCGCCGAAGCUUAUUAUAUUGGAGCGUACGACUUAACCGAUGGUCUUUAUUUUAAUUAUAAUAUAACGCUGGCAGAAGGUAAUGAUGAAACUGUCGAAUUCACGCUGGUUGGUGAGAAUUCUUUAUGGUUUGGAGUAGUACCAACUGAAAGUGGAGUAACUAUAUCAUUAACUAGUCCUAUUCCCGUCGAUGUAAUAAAUAACAAUCGGCAGCUAAUCUUUGAAAUCUCUGCGAGUAAACCUAGCAGUUCAGUUACUGCCACAUCUGUGAUAAUCAUAACCAUCAUCAACGAACUAAAUACUACACAAAUUCUCAGCUUCGAAAAAAACAAUUACUUGGGUACAAUAGAUAAUGUAACUGUUCAUUUGGAACCUAUAAUCCUUGUAGAAGGAUUUACUACUGACGUACAAUUUUUACUAAAUGGGGAACUGGCGAACUUAUUCACAAAGAGAAUAGAUGGAGCGAUGGUGUAUAUUUUACUUGAAGAUACAAUGCCUGAAGAAAUUUUAUCAGGAAAUAGAGUAAUUGUCUUAGAGUUAGAAGCAAAAGCAUCAGAAGCAUUACCAAGUUACACCACAAUUGUGCUCGAAGUUAUUCAACAAAAUCAUUUACCUGUACACGUGUUAAAAUUUAAAGAACCGUAUUACACUGGGCGAUACAAAGAAAAUGAUGUAUUUGAGUUCGACCAAGCUAUUGCUCUUACUGACGGAAGUAGUAAUGGUGUUGAAUAUUCAUUGGAAGGAGACAAUGCAAUUUGGUUUUCACUAGAAGAAGUUGAAGAUGGACUAUUAGUUAUUCUGUCCACUCCCAUACCACAGAAUAUACAAUCUGAAAAUCUGUUCCUCGUUUUCAUCAUAACCGCUACAAAACCGGAAAGUGUUACCGCUAGAUCUACUAUUGUAAUUUCUCUGCCGAACGCUUCACAUGAUAACAAUAUUUAUUUCAACAAGUUACUGUACAGAGGUGUCAUAAGUGACAAUGUUAUAUCACAUGAAAACAUUCUAGUUUCUGGGUACAAUGGGACUGAUAUUGAAAUUUUUGGAGAUAUUGUCGAUGAUACAGAUUUAUUUACUGUACAAAUAAAUCAAGGAGUUGUGACAGUUGAGUUAAGAGAUACAACAGCAGUAGGUGUGGACAAUACUUACGUGAUACUAGAAAUUCGUGUGCCCGGUGCAGGAUGUGUACUUCAACUAGAUGUCAUCGCUCAAGAGAUUCCAGCUCUGCCUACAGUAAGGUUUAGCUCCGAGUCGUACGUCAUACAAGUGGACAUUUCCCAGACGGGUCUGAUCGGACAAGUAUCUGCGACUGCGGAUAAUGGAGAAUCCAUUACUUACUCCCUAUUCUUUUACAAUGAACAAUUGAAAGAAAGACUGUCAAUAAACAGCAAUGGACAACUGCACCUUAAAGCUUCUGUUAGUAGCGGAGUGUACACGUGCAGAGUUGUAGCUACCACAGACAUCACACAAAUCAAUGGAACAGCCACGAUUAUAUUGGUAGUGGAAUCAGGUGAAGAAAUCGGUCUACCGCCUCUAAUAAUUAUAGAAAAAGACGAAGAGUCGCCUUACAAUAAUCUCGUUACAUUAAAUACAUCUCAAGACUGUCGAUAUGAGAUGACAAACCGUUGGCCAAUCGAUCAGACAUGGCUGUACGUCGAUGACAACGGACUACACACGAAUGCCAUAGAUAGAGAGCAUAAAUCUAUUGCGUUUAUGGCUCUAUCUCAAAUACAAGUUGAACUAACCUUACAGUGUGAUUAUGACGUAUUGACAGUCAGAAGUAAUCGCUCAUUUAACAAUAUUCCUAUGACGAAGUCUUUGGGACCUUACGACUACGGUACCUAUAGAUGGGUUCUAACAGACCCCAUUUUGUAUGACCCAAGAAGCAGCUUUGUCAAUCUAAUUGUUAAUGAUAUCAAUGACAACGAUCCUAUAUUUGAAUUGAAGGAAAAUGAACCAAUAGCAGUUGGAUAUCCACUACCUGAAUUAGAAGAGAUAGUCCCCCCAAGAGCUUUAGUGGAAUUAACGGCGACUGACGCCGACAUAGGGGAGAAUGCAGCCCUGGUAUAUUGGAGUUCGGAGCCCGCGCUGGCUGUGUCACCCACAACAGGCCGUGUGCACGUCAGUAACAGCUCGCUGCUGCAGCACGGCGCCAUCCUCAGGGUAUCUGCCACAGACCGCAACGGAGUAGACGGACGCACUGGACAUAUUGACCUCAUGGUACGAUUGUUGGAUGUCCAUCAAAUAGCUGUCGUAACAGUUCAAGGUGCAUUCUUGGAAGAUGAAAAAAACGUUUUAACAAACUUAACAAAUGCGCUCGGAUAUGAUGUUAAAGCUCUAAGAAGUGUCAUUUUGCCUAUGGAUUCUGAUACUAAUGAAAAUACAAGUAGAAGGGAAAGAGCUGCUGUAGUCAGCACUGGAGCAUUUUUACGUCUGUUUAUUUAUGGAUUAAUAAACCGUGAACCUGUAGAAGUAUCUCGACUUACUUCUGACAUUAACAGUAUUGUUAUGGGUAACAUAGCUAGUACUGUAUCACUGGAAGAUCAUCUAGAAAGUCGUGAGAUAUGCUCACUCCCGGCACGUGAUACGAGCUUGUUAGCGGCGACAAUAGCACUCAGUAUUCUACUUUUCAUCAUAAUUGUGAUAUCUGGGGUGUGGUUUUUCCUAAAAUGGAGAAAUAAGCACAAUUAUAACAAUUUUAGCGACCAAAAUAGUUUGGCGUCGAGAGAUCAAAUUCCACCAACGGUAAAGAUUGAAGAACCAGCAAAAUCCAGAAUGAAUAUAGAGGAAUUAAAGAGGAGCGAAAGGAGAUUACAAGAUAUACUGGAUGCGCCAAAAACAUCGACACAAAAUGACAACCAGACAGAAACUGUUGUUGAUGUACCGACACCAGAUCAAAGAAUGCCGAUUGUCAUACAAUCAAUCGAUAAGCUGAAGGACGCUGCUGAAACAUCAGAUGACGAAGAUGAGUUUGGAGAAACCCAGAAAGCGAGAAGAAAGUCAGUUGUAACCUUUAAUGAGAACGUUGAGAAAAUUAUUCACUUAGAGGACACUCCAAGCGACGCUGACUACGAAGUCUAUAAAUUUUAAUCAUU